AUGCCGGCCGGGUUUCAGCAGCUUGGAGUGGAGACAGUGACUGGAACCCUCGCUCUGUCAGUCUUCACGGCUGUCCUUGGAUCUUUGGAGUUUGGAUAUAACAUCGGUGUCAUCAACGCGCCACAGAAGAUCAUUGAGGGGGACUACAAUGCAACAUGGAUGUACCGGUACGGGGAGCCCAUCCCCACGGGGACCCUCACCUCACUCUGGUCGCUGUCCGUUGCCAUCUUCUCCAUCGGCGGCAUGUUCUCUUCCUUCUGCGUGGGCUUUGUUUCUGAAUGGCUGGGCAGGAGGAAAGCCAUGCUUAUAAACAACUUGUUUGCCUUUAUUGGAGGAAGUCUGAUGGGAAUGGCCAAGCUCUGCCGCUCCUUUGAAAUGAUGAUCCUUGGACGUUUUAUCAUUGGUGCCUACUGUGGAUUGGCAUCUGGCUUGACACCAAUGUACGUGGGUGAGAUAGCACCUACGAGUCUCAGAGGAGCUUUGGGCACGCUGCACCAACUGGCUAUUGUCACUGGCAUUCUCAUCGCACAGGUCCUCGGCUUGGAGUCGCUACUCGGCAGUGAGCACUUAUGGCCUGUUCUGCUGGGAUUAACUGUUGUGCCGACUGUACUUCAGAUGGCUCUGCUGCCGUUCUGCCCCGAGAGCCCCCGAUUCCUCUACAUUGUCCGGUGUCAGGAGCACCAUGCCAAGAGUGGCCUGAGGAGGCUAACAGGCAGACAGGAGGUGGGUGACAUGCUGGCGGAGAUGAAGGAGGAGAAGAGGAGGAUGGACAUGGAGAGGAAGGUGUCCAUACCCGAACUCUUUCGCUCUUCGCUUUACCGCCAGCCCAUCAUCAUCGCCAUCCUCCUGCAGCUCUCCCAGCAGCUGUCGGGGAUUAAUGCAAUCUUCUACUAUUCCACCAGUAUCUUCAUGAAAGCAGGAGUCCAGAGUCCAGUUUAUGCCACCAUAGGAGCCGGGGUGGUGAACUGUGCCUUCACGGUAGUCUCGCUUUUCCUGGUAGAGAGGACGGGUCGACGGACACUGCACAUGUUAGGACUUGGUGGAAUGUGCAUCUGUGCCAUCAUCAUGACUGUGGCUCUUGCUUUACUUGACAGUGUUCCAUGGAUGAGCUACAUCAGCAUGCUUUCUAUCUUUGGUUUUGUGGCCUUCUUUGAGGUUGGCCCAGGUCCCAUCCCCUGGUUCUUUGUAGCUGAGCUGUUCUCUCAAGGUCCAAGGCCAGCUGCCAUGGCUGUGGCAGGCUUUUCCAACUGGACUGCCAACUUUAUUAUUGGCAUGUGCUUCCAGUAUGUCGCUGACCUGUGUGGGCCAUACGUCUUCCUGAUCUUCGCAGCUCUCCUUCUGUUCUUCCUCAUCUUCACAUUUUUCCGGGUGCCAGAGACACGGGGCAAGACCUUUGACCAGAUUGCAGCCAAUUUUCACCAGCAUUCAGCUGGAGGGAUGAUGGAUAUGGAUAUGGAUAUGAGCAUAGGCAUGGGUAUGGACAUAGACAAACCCAGCACUGAGAUGGACUACUUGGGGGAGGAUACCAUGAACUGAAGACGCCCCGUGGAACUGAGAAAAAUGGAACUGAGCUCAGCUUGAGAAAAGUUGGGUAAAGGGGCAUGACACCAAACUUUUAUUUACUAAUAUGUAUAUUGAGAUCUUUAUUUUUUUUCACAUAGUUUGUGGUGCAAAAGCAGUGUUAAAAGUGUGUGACAAUUUGGGUGUUAUGGAAUUGUCCUUUGCUCGUAGCACUGCAGUACAGGGUUAAUGGUUAUGAAUUCUGGCUUCACUUGAAAGGCUACGAACCAGGGGAGUAAAGGUCGACUGCUGUAGUUUCAAGGGAAGAAGAUGCACAUAAGAACAACCUGUCUGGCAUUGACUGCCAGUGUAAUAAGACUUUAUUCCAUGGUGAUGGCAAUCAGUUGCAGUAUUGACAGAUGGAUGUGGAGAGACUUGGGAAUUCCUGCACUUUAUAAACAGAUAUCUAAAGUUUUCAAAGUUUUUAGGCAUAGAAACAAUAGGAUCAGCAGCCAGGAGUGUGAUGGAGCGUGCCUAUUUUUACCAAAGAUGGGAACACAUAUUUAAGAGGUUAACAUAUGAAUUUGAUUUUUUUUUUUUUUAAAUCUCCAAUGACAGGAAUCACGUCUACUCACUGUGGGUUUUGAAUCUUUUUUGGCGCCAAAUGAAGUGUGUCUGAAGUGUGUUAUAUACUCAAAGCAGAUGUAGAAAAGGUAGUAUGGUGGGUAGGUGGUGUUUUUUGUUCUUUAAGAACAGGUAACAGAUACAUUUAAUCAUGUUAUACUUUUAGAAACUGAUUUUAUGUGCUAUGUUAAUGUAUCCAAAGUGUAACCUGGCAUCAGUAUACAAAUACCAGUCUGAAACUUCUCAAGGGGCAUUAUCAAGCGGACCAAGAUGCCUCUGGAGUUGUUUUCACAGACAUUGCUUUGAACUCCUCCAGAUAUUAGCCGAUGGAGGGGUCAUCCCAGGACACGAGUGUCACAUUCAUAUAGUCUGAACAGUUAAUGGUAUUUCACGGCCAGCUUCUGUCCACAUGAUUUCAUUUGCACAAAUCACAGCACAGGUAAUUCAAAGUUCAUGUCGACAGGACUGCAACCAAUCAGAUUAUAGUGUGACGCAGUACUGUGUAACCUGAAAAUGUAAACAGUCGUAACAAACUAUCCUUGUUGGAUGCAAUGGUUGCGAUUGGCUCAGUAUAGGUAGGGCUCUGGGGAAAUGAGUUUUCAAAUCAAAAAUUUGAACAUGAGCCCUCAGUCAUCUGGCUGUCAGGUUACCUGAAGUGUUUUCUGCAUCAGUACCAAAACGCUGAUAUUUUGGGGUUUUCACAUGUGUUCUCAACUUAAGUGUGAAAGUAUUCCUCUGAUAAUAGGAAACUCCCUGCACCACAGAAAUGCUACUUCUGAUCAAGCCUUUUGUAUUUCAUGUGUACAUAGUGUGUUUGAGGGUCUAGGUUUAAAAUUCUUCAUGCACUCCAGCUGGUGGUGUUCGGCUUUGUAGGCAGACUAGAAAAACUUCCAAGUACAAGCACCGACUUUCAAGGUUUGUGCCACACAAUCACCAAGUUUGUGUUGCGUUGCCUUUGCAUCCGUCACGUGUGC
Messenger RNA from Oreochromis niloticus (Nile tilapia), 3098 nucleotides. Its product is annotated as solute carrier family 2, facilitated glucose transporter member 1. The coding region runs from base 1 to 1536 and encodes 511 amino acids. The transcript has 11 exons. Gene Ontology annotation, biological process: dehydroascorbic acid transport. The record is from RefSeq and is a predicted model, not a curated record. NCBI's taxonomy places the organism in Eukaryota, Metazoa, Chordata, Actinopteri, Cichliformes, Cichlidae. Gene Ontology annotation, cellular component: plasma membrane; endomembrane system; perinuclear region of cytoplasm. Gene Ontology annotation, molecular function: D-glucose transmembrane transporter activity.